Molecule: messenger RNA, 1603 nt
Organism: Sander lucioperca (pikeperch)
Lineage: Eukaryota; Metazoa; Chordata; Actinopteri; Perciformes; Percidae
Gene: cenpn
Product: centromere protein N
Exons: 10
Coding region: 163-1200 (345 amino acids)
Biological process (GO): CENP-A containing chromatin assembly; chromosome segregation
Source: RefSeq, a predicted model, not a curated record
UAUCUGAUUGGUUGAAUUGUUUGGUCUUUUGAAGGCGGUUUGUUUGGAAUUGUACUAGCUACUGCCAGAGACGGUUUAGAAUCUAGAACAGAGGAUCUUUACUACUGCCAUCGUACAAACAUUUCAUUACAUAUAAUUAACCUAGCUACUGUCCGAAGAAGAAUGGAUGAAUCUACGAAACGCUUACUGCAGCGACUCAUGAGACGGAUACCGACUCAAAUGCUAAGAACAACGCUGGACAAGUGGGGCCGUUUGACUGGGGAACAGCUACAGUCCAUGGAUUUUACUCAGUCAAAAUGGGCGUUAACGGAAAAACUACUCGCCAUUUGCGAGGAAAAUGAGUUGGCAGUUAAACACAUCACAGAACUCGAGAUGAUAUAUAUCAUUGACAAUCCAAACCAAGGAAUGUGGUAUGCCUUCCAGCUCAUGGACCCUGAAGAUGAUGCUCACUCUGUAGAGCUGACGCAGUUCAAGGAACAAUUUAAAUCUCACCUCAGAGAGCUCAUAAGACAUGUGUCUGUCAAAAUAAAGAAGCACACAGAUGAAGCUGUAUGGAUUCGGAUUGCAUGGGGAGACACCUUCUCUCGGCCUAACCACAUGAAACCAACAUAUGUUGUUCACUCUCUUCAAACCCCUUAUGUCUUUGUGACCAGCCUGACUUCGAAGCAAAAGCCCCUGUUAUCCCAGGCCUUGGUUCUGUCCGCCAGAUAUCAAGCUAUCAAGGAUGCUAACCUCAGUGGGCGGAAACUCACUGCCAUUAGAGACCUGCUGAUGAGGCAGUAUCACCAGGUGUUUCCCACCAGGUAUCCCACCCCUCUUGCAGAAAAUAAUCAAACUGUCUCAAACCAACACAUAGAAAGAGAACAAGCUGUGCCUGCAGCAAACAGACUUCAGGCAGCCUAUGAGGCCUUUGGUGGUGGGAUGUUACCUCAGCUACAGUCUGCAGUUUACAAGCUGGAGACAAAAUUCAGAGACCACAGCAACAAGACCAUGACAGAGCGGGAGGAGCCCUUCAGAUGUGUUGUCAAAUUUGCAAGCACCAACCUCCUGGAGUCACUCAGACACUGUGCAUCUUCAGGAAUUGCCUCCACCCCUGUCACACCUCUGCUCUCCUCUAUCCCCCUAAAAGGAAAGAAUUAUUUUGUUAUCACAGACAAUGGCCCUGGUCCCUCCUCACAAAUGCGCCAACCACAGAACUGAUGGGUGACAGGCUCUUGAUUUAAAGCAUUCACAGUGUGGCCUACCAUGUCUAGUCCACCCAUGGUUUGCCUUUACCAUUCUAUCAUCGAUCCAAUGUGUCUUUAUGUGCUUACAUUUUCAAAUAUGUCAGUAGUUGGCAGUAGAUAAUUGUGAUUUUAUUAUCUUUUGUUGGUGUUUAAGUGGCAGAAUGUUACUACCAUGACAUGUUUUGUAUGUCCAAAUGAAAUAUAAAAGCAAGAUUUUUAAUAUUCUUGAAGGUUGUAACUUGUAUUAAUUUUAUCCCACACACUAGUCAUCAUUCCAUCUUUUUUCUGUAUUUUUCAUCAAGCUCUAGUGUUCCAUAAACGUGUUAUGGAGUAUUUGCUUGUGAAAGGUAUGCUGGAAGUAAACUAGCUCCUCAUAA